GUCAAAUAAUAAUACAUGUGGGCUACGCACUCAUGUCGUCACGUAAAUAACGUGAGUUCAAGGUCAAGCAUGUUGUGACUUGAAGAGCGCCUGCGGUCGAGAGUCUGCCGAGAGUCUGCGCGCUCUUUCUGGUACUCGUGUUCUGACAUUUUACGUGCCGAAAAACUAUGUUUUAACGGCAACACAUAAGACACAAGAAGUGAAAUAAACUCGACAAAGGCACGCCUGCUCGUCUCAGAGUAUGACAAUGUUUGCGAAACAUAAAUAGAACGAAAAUGUGAAAGAAAACUGUCAUGGUGAGGUAUGGAGAGCCCAGAAAAAAGGGGGAAAGUAGUAGGUUGUGAACUUUGCGGAGUGCCCUUCUUCGACAGAAGCCACGACAGGUAUGAGCAUGGCUUCUCCUUAAUGCACCAUUUGAAACUGAAUGAAAAGAGUAAGUCGAGCAUUCAUUGUUGUGAGCUGUGCAAAGUUGCAGUGGGCCCCAUCCAGAACUUUGUGGAUCACCUGGAGGGCAAAAAGCAUAUAAAGGCUUUGGCCAUGUUUAAGCAGAGGCACUCUAAAAAGCAAAAGAAAGAAGCCUCAUGUGAGAAAAGCAAGAAAUUGAAAGCAAGCAGAAGUAAAAGAAGCCAUCCCAAGUCAAAGCCAGCUGAAAAGGAGAGAGCUCAAAAGAGUAAAACGUCAAAGAAGUCAAGUGAUCACACAGAUAACACCACCCACAUCAAAGAGCCUUCCACGAACACUGACCAGAACAGGCGGGAAGGUGUGCAGUCAAAUGAAGCAAGUCCUCAGAAGGCCAUCAUCGAAGAAAACGUUGGCCACAACGAAGAUAUGAACAACGGUUGGAAUGGACAGCAGCAGUGGCCCAGACAGGGCCCAGUAUUCUGGCAGGGUCGAGAGCAAUGGAACUUUCAGCAGAACUUCAGACAGAAUCACCACCAAGGAUUUCUUAAUAAUGAGCCAUGCUUCAGGCCUCCCUUUCAGCAAUGGAGGCAGCCCUUCAUCGACGUCCCCAGGCCAUACAACGCCCGGGGUAUGGGCGUACCAUCCUAUCGGCCACAGAACUUCCAGUGUCAGCCACCCCACCAAUACUGGAAUAGCAAUGGUCAGGGCUACAGAGGGCAGCGGAGAGAUUCAAUACCACCAUUCGGUGGCAUUGAUGCUUCCGAAGGCUGGCUCAGUUCCCACUACAACAACAGGGAGCCCAUUGCUGCUCCACCAACAGACUCUGUUCCCCAACAAGACGGGCCACCUACACCUGCUCAGACAUCCAGCGAAACGGAAAGGGCAAGCACGGCACCUCCCACAGAUCCAUCCACAGAGCAUGCUGUAAAGAAGGAGAAGAUGACUGAAAUAGAACAGCCGUUGCACCCUGCAGGUUGCGAACGUCUCGACCGCACGAGCCACCUCAUUUUCUUGUCCUCAGAAGAUGAAGACAAUACUACUGGCACUCACCGUAAUGACAGUGGGAGCAAUGACCAGCGAAAGCUGCAGAGUGAAGGGUCCACUGCAACCAAGCGCAAGGUUAGAACUCCAAAGAGCUCCGGAAAAACCGCUCGGAAGGAGCAGGGGGCGAAGUGUGGUGGCACAGUUCCCAUCUUCUCGUCCUUUUCUUCCAAGGAGGCUUUCAGAAAAGACGUUCUCGAUCGUCUGGUGAACUAUCCCUGCUCAAGACGAGUCCGUUCGCAGCUCUCGAAAUGGGUGGCUCACCUGAAGGGACCGCAGGACCAUCUGCCAGCACAACAAGAAAGGCCCUCGCUGAAUCUGGCGGCACUGCCCACGCAGCAGUUGGACUUGCAGGGCCUGGUUAAGGAGAUGGAAGCAAGUGACCUCCCAGACGAGCUUCUGCAUAGUCUCAUGGUUGCUCUUGAAGAUGGCUCAGAUGCUGAACAUGAGGGAGGAACUGCGGUAACCAUGGACCAUGAAGUGACUGCUGGCGUCAGCAACACCUCCCCGAAAGUAAAUGGUGCCAAAGCCAGUAAGAAAUCUCCAGCCAUAUGUCCUAGUGACAAAGCCAUUUCAAAAGUCUCCAAGACAAAAACUGCCAAGUCUUCACCAUCAGUUAGGUCAAAUUCCGAGUCGUCGUCGUCGUCUGCCAGCUUGUCUUCGCUGCCUGGUACAACAAAACCAACAGUGGCCAAGUCAGUGACGACAAAGCCUACAGCGAGCAAGUCACCUGUGAGUAAAGUGACAUCUGGCAAGCCAGCAGCCAAGAAAUCAUCUGGCAGCAAAUUGGAGACAAGCAAAUCAGCAACCACGAAGCCAAAGGCCUUGCCUACGAAAACACGGACAGCUGAUUCUGGACUUAUAGGGUCACCCAGUGACAAGGUGUCAUCUGCCACUGCCAGAUCUCCGCUCCUGACAAAGGGCAAGGAGGAACUGCCAGCGAAAGAGUGUACUCAGGAGUCCGACGCAGAUAAGGGGAGUGACGAAGAAUGUGUUGUAGUGCCGACUCCAGUGAAGGUGAUAGAGUCGGUGGAUCUUGUGGAUUCUGAGGAAGAACGGGAGGAUGACAGAACGACGGAGGAUGAGGAUGAGGACAGACAUCCUGCUUCUCCUCCAUCAGAGAAGACCUCAGAUCCUGCAGCACCCUCAAAACGUGAUCCAGAACCAAUACCACAAGAAAGCGACCGUACCGCCUCCCGGACACCUGAACAAGUCACUGCUCGGCCGUUACCUUCCGUCCCCUGCUCCUUGCCGAGGCCAUCGUCAGAGCCCAGGCUUCCCUGUGUAUCUAGACCUCCGUCUGUCCCAAGACCUCCAUCAGUGCCAAAGCAAGCGGGGAGCACGUUGUCCCUACCUGUGCAGGGUGCAUUUCCCACGUCAGCACUAGUGUCACAAGACUCAAGUGCAGCAGUACGUUCUGUGCCUGGCAGUGCUGCGCCACCCGUGCCAAUGCCCACUGUGCUUCCUAUGGAAGUAAAGACUAUGGAUCUGUCAGGACAUCAGGUACCCCAUGUGGCGUCUCAGGACUCCGGCAAAGUUGGAGAUGCACUUCCAACCCUCCCUCAACAACAGACAACCGUCGUGGCAGAACAUGUUAAGGGGGAAACUCAAGGGGGAGUGGAAGAAGGCCCAGGCGCAAUAGUUUCUGAACUCAUUGUCUUAUGUCAGGAAGAGGAGGAUGUACGCUCCCAGUGUGAGCUCGCCCAGCGAAACAUCAUGUCACUUACCACAGCAUUGGAGCAAUGGAAGCAUCAGCAGGAACAGCUAAUUUUGAGAGAAACACAAAUCCGGAAGAGGAGAUUGGAACUUCUCCGCAACCUUCAGGAAACAGUUGGUGGAGAGCACAGCCGUGCUGGCAGUUUGAGAACGGCAGCGGAGCAAGCUCACAUCCUCGAAGCCCUCCGGGCAGCUCCUGGAGCGUCGUCCUCUUCGACAUCUGCAUCUGGUACACCGGAAGAUGCUACUGCUGAUGGAGGUAUGACCUGCAACACAACAACAGGGGUCACUUACGUUGGGGCAUUAGACACAACAUUGGACAUCAUGCAGCAGAUACUACCACACAUGCAGCAGCUGGGAGACGUGCCUCUUCCAGGCAAAGAUGUCCUGAAUGAAGCUUCGACUAUCACCAGCGGUGACCCAACCCCAACAACUUCUCCAAAUGCGAGGGCGAUAGCAAAGCGAAAGAAAUCUACGGACUCCGCAACCAAGCAGAAGAAAAGUAAAAGUAGAACAGAGAACGAGGCCGACGUAGAGAUGGGCGAGUCGCGCCUUGCAGAUGUCCCGGAUACGAUGGAGAUCAAAGCGCACGAGGGGGCAGUGGUGGCAGUCAAGCUCUACAAGGGCUGGCUGUACACUUGCUCGACAGAUUACACGGCCAAGCGCUUUGAUCUUACGAAUCCGGGCAAAAGCAUCAUCUACGGGGGCCACACGAAGGCCUUGAGUACCCUCGAAGUGCAGUCCUCGAAAAACGCGCCCACACUGCUCUACACGGGUUGCAAAGACGGCUACUUACGGUGCUUUGAUGCAGAUAGCGGAGAGCAAAUGCUUGAACUAGACCUCGAAAGCCCUAUCAGUUGCUCUGCCUCUGCUUGGGGACGACUCUUCCUUGGACUUCACAGUGGUUAUGUUGCCGUUUUCAACCUUAAGGGCCAGCAAAUAGUAGAGAGGUACACUUGCAGCGAGGGCCCAGUGGGACGCCUGUGCACGGCGGCGGAGGGGGCUCAGCGGCUGCUCUGCACGUUAGCUGCGGAUGGCCGAAUCGGGGUGAGGGACGCAGCAACUGGACUUCUGCUGAGAUGUUUGGGGUCUGAGCAGGGCAGCUCCAGCACUGCCAUAACUGUGCGGCCUCCAGCAUGCCUCGCCCUAGCAGGGGGAUCCAUCUACACGGCAACCAGUGACCGGAGCCUGAUGGUGCACGAGCUUAGGACUGGUUGUUUACAGAAGUUCUACGAAACUAAAAGCUCUGCUACAGGAUUGAGAAUAUACAAGAAUCACCUGUUCUGCUGCUCCUUCGAUGGGCUCAUACGUUGCUACAGGCUGAAGGAUUUUACGUGCGAAUUGGUCUACUAUGGAGCAGGGAAGAACAUGGUGAUGUGCAUGGACACCAUAGGGCCUUUAAUAGCCACUGGCAAUCGCAAGGGAAUAGUGGAGCUGGUGACAUUUGACAAGAGCUGCACCUGCCCUUGUGAGGUGGGCUCGUGCCGGCUACAGUUUGGACGCGAGGUGGACCUUUUGCACCACCUGAAGAGGGAUCACCUAGCACUGGGUGCACCAGCCAUGCAGUCGCAUUGCCCGUGGCAACAUUGUAACAUGGUAUUUUCUGGACCAACUUCAGCAAAGGACUUUGAAAAGCACCUUAUGGAUCAUGCAUGCACGUGACCAGGGUCAUCUGAUCUGUGUUUUAGUGUGUAUAGACGUUAAGUGCAGUGACUGGUUCAAGUGUAAAAAAAAAAGUGUUUAUUCCUGUGCCUCAAGAGAGAUGUCAGGCCUGUGCACGAAGUGUGACUCAUACCGUCUUCGUAACUGUGUACAAUUCUCUGCGAGAAUCUUCUUUGUAAAAAAAAAAAAAAAAGUGACUCUGAGCCCUCAACAGGAAGAUUGAGAAGCGCUUGGAAUGCACCAGUUUUAUUUGUCACGGAUGGUUCAAAUGAAGUGCUGUACAUUGAGUACUUAUAGUUCCUGCUUGCGUUGCUUUCACUAGCUUUCAACUUUCGGCCUCCAUGAGUGCUGAAAUUGGAGGAAGAAGAGAGAUUAAAAGCCUGUCCUGGAAUGUGUCAUGA
Messenger RNA from Ornithodoros turicata, 5222 nucleotides. RefSeq lists its product as uncharacterized. Lineage: Eukaryota; Metazoa; Arthropoda; Arachnida; Ixodida; Argasidae. The record is from RefSeq and is a predicted model, not a curated record. Gene Ontology annotation, molecular function: SH3 domain binding; RNA binding; zinc ion binding. The transcript has 26 exons. Bases 304 to 4821 code for a protein of 1505 amino acids. Gene Ontology annotation, cellular component: cytosol; membrane.